This is a messenger RNA of Haliotis rufescens (red abalone), 853 nucleotides long. RefSeq lists its product as uncharacterized. The transcript has 4 exons. The record is from RefSeq and is a predicted model, not a curated record. Lineage: Eukaryota; Metazoa; Mollusca; Gastropoda; Lepetellida; Haliotidae. The coding region runs from base 227 to 760 and encodes 177 amino acids.
AUAUCGAAGGUGUGUGCUGGCUAUUUUUCUUGGAAAAGAAUCACAGUGGUCCAUAAAUAUCAAUUCGUACGUCACUUCCCAUACUCGCCCAGAUCCGAAGAUCCGAAGAUCCGAGUCAUCCAUCGUUGGUGUACGUUUCUCCUCUUACAGAGAUACAGGAACCCAUGUAGCAGGUGCACCAGGAACAUUUCAUCAACCAUCAACGCUCUCUAUAAGAGCACAUAAGAUGCUGAUGAUGGGUGAGCUAAUAGCCUUUUUCAAGUCUGUUAUCAUCAUUCUUCUGAAACUGGUAUUGCUGUUUCUGAAGAAGCGACACAGCAAGGAGCAGAACCUAUCGGAAAAUGACACCACCAACGACUCAGGAUUCGGAUCACACAGCCCUUCAAGCCGUGAAGAUGAAGCAUUUGACCUGUCCUCUGAAUUGGAUGCUGAGAUUGGCAGACUCCGUACAGAAAACAAGGCCCUCCGGGAUAUAAUGUCCAAGGAACAUCACGGGCCACGAAGCGACUUUAAUCGAAAUGCAGUGAAGAGUUUGUGUAGCCGAAGGGGGACCAGUUUAACUGACAUGUCACAUCAUGUGGACUUUGUGACCAGUACCCCUCGGUCACCGGCACCUGACGUCGCCGUACACGACGUCGUAUGCCAGAAGCUGAUGCUAAAACUACAACUGGAGAGGGAAGAGAAUGACCGACUUCAGAAUUACAUCAACGACAUUAUGUACAUGGUACUUGAAAACAGACAGAGCUUAUUAGAAAAAUGAAAAAUCACACCAAUGCGUGUUUGCUAUACGUUGUCCAACUAAAUAAUAAACGUUUGUUUGUUUUGUUUGUUGUUUAACGCUGGAAUAAUAAAU